UCGGCCUCGCGAUAACUGCGCAAGCGCGGGCAAGGGUGGUCCUUUCUGAGGAGCUGGCAACAUGGCGGAAGUGGAGCAGAAGAAGAAGCGGACCUUCCGCAAGUUCACCUACCGCGGCGUGGACCUGGACCAGCUGCUGGACAUGUCCUACGAGCAGCUCAUGCAGCUGUACAGUGCGCGCCAGCGGCGGCGGCUGAACCGCGGCCUGCGCCGCAAGCAGCACUCGCUGCUGAAGCGCCUGCGCAAGGCCAAGAAGGAGGCGCCGCCCAUGGAGAAGCCCGAGGUGGUGAAGACCCACCUGCGGGACAUGAUCAUCCUGCCUGAGAUGGUGGGCAGCAUGGUGGGCGUCUACAAUGGCAAGACCUUCAACCAGGUGGAGAUCAAGCCCGAGAUGAUCGGCCACUACCUGGGAGAGUUCUCCAUCACCUACAAGCCGGUGAAGCAUGGCCGGCCCGGCAUCGGCGCCACCCACUCCUCCCGCUUCAUCCCCCUGAAGUAGCCUGCUCAGCCAAUAAAGACACUUCUCUAGUC
Molecule: messenger RNA, 531 nt
Organism: Propithecus coquereli (Coquerel's sifaka)
Lineage: Eukaryota; Metazoa; Chordata; Mammalia; Primates; Indriidae
Gene: RPS15
Product: ribosomal protein S15
Exons: 4
Coding region: 62-499 (145 amino acids)
Biological process (GO): ribosomal small subunit assembly; translation
Cellular component (GO): cytosolic small ribosomal subunit; ribosome
Molecular function (GO): RNA binding; structural constituent of ribosome
Source: RefSeq, a predicted model, not a curated record